Messenger RNA from Rubroshorea leprosula, 378 nucleotides. NCBI's taxonomy places the organism in Eukaryota, Viridiplantae, Streptophyta, Magnoliopsida, Malvales, Dipterocarpaceae. The record is from the annotation of a GenBank genome assembly.
CUCAUCCAGGACAACAAAGCAAAUAAUCAAAUUACUUGAUUGCAAGUUUGGAGUGAAGAAAAAUGUCGAACUUCUUGCGGCUUUGGAAAUGGGGUUCAGGGAUUGUCCAACAAUCUCAGCAACAUGGCACCCUCCCAAGCCUUGCUCUUGGUAAUCCUUGUGGCCCGUCAACAUUGGCCCUGGUACCGGUGGCCGGAACCAAGGUUCUGCUGCUAGGGGUCUUAACACUUUCAAUGCACCAGCCAAUCUGGCAUCUGGAUUUCCUUGUUUUUAGAGUUUUACUUCAUGCACUUUCCUAAUUAUAGCAGCAGAAGUUGAUGGGAUUACCUAUUAAGUAACUCUUAAAGCUAUAAAUAUUAAUAAUCAAUUCUGCUUUUU